Pollicipes pollicipes is the source of this 1765-nucleotide messenger RNA. RefSeq names its product gastrin/cholecystokinin type B receptor. Gene Ontology annotation, cellular component: plasma membrane. The record is from RefSeq and is a predicted model, not a curated record. NCBI's taxonomy places the organism in Eukaryota, Metazoa, Arthropoda, Thecostraca, Pollicipedomorpha, Pollicipedidae. Gene Ontology annotation, molecular function: neuropeptide Y receptor activity. Bases 155 to 1351 code for a protein of 398 amino acids. Gene Ontology annotation, biological process: G protein-coupled receptor signaling pathway. The transcript has 8 exons.
GCGCGCUGUGUCACUGUCGCGCCGCUGAGAGUCGGGCCUGGAACGCUGACGCCGGAGGGCUGACUGUCGGGCAAGGACGCGAGCCGGCGGCAGGGCGCCAGUCCCGCCGCGUGACAUCGCCGCGUGACCCCUCGCAAUCCGCGCCGACGCCGCGAUGAGCAUGACGCCGUCGACGGAAGAGGUGCUGAACGGUUCGGAGAGCGGCGCCUCGCAGGAGGCGCUCAACGUGACCGCCUCGCCCGACUACGACGCCGAGCAGUCGGUCAAGAUCUUCUUCUGGGGCGAGCUGGCCACGGCUCUGGUCGUCUACUCGCUGACCUUCGUCGUGGGCAUCAUCGGCAACGUGCUGAUCCUGGUGGCGAUCGCCGGUAACCGGCGUAUGAAGUCCGUCACUAACACGUUCCUGGCGAGCCUGGCCACGGCCGACCUCACGCUCAUCUGCCUCUGCAUCCCCGUCAAGAUCGCGAAGCUGUUCUCCUUCACGUGGACCCUGGGGGCAUUCCUGUGUCUGGGCGUGCACUACGUCCAGACAGUGACGGCCAUAUGCUCGGUGCUUACCCUCACGGCCAUCAGUUUGGAGAGGUACUACGUGAUCCUCCACCCGAUGAAGGCUCAAUACAUCUGCACCAAGAGCCAGGCGCACCGGACCAUUCUGGCCAUCUGGCUGCUCGCUUUCGUGCUGGCUUGCCCAAUGCUGGUGGCUCAGGUUCACAUCCCGGUUGGCAUCCCACCUGUGGCGUUCUGGUGCGUGCGGAACGUGGACCUGCCCGCCCUCUGGCGCUUCAACGAGCUCUACCUGCUAGUGGUGUUGCUGCUGGCGCCAACGGCAGUGAUGGGCACCGCGUACACCUGCAUCAUCGUCGAGGUGUGGCGCGUCAUGAAGAACCGGCUUCAGCUGACCCACCAGAUGCCGGCCAGCAAAAGUUUCGGAGAGGAUCGCGCACUAGUACUGGACGACACCGUGAAGGAGCCGGUUCAGCGAUGCCGGAGCGUCGAAGACCAGGCCACUUUGCAGCAGCUGAUCCGGAUGAUGGUAGCUGUGGUGGUGUUCUUCCUGGUCUGCUGGUCGCCGCUGCUGGUCUUCAACGCCCUGCAGUCGUUCGGAACGUUCCCGGUGUUCGUGCCCGGGACCUACAAGCACAUCCGGACCUCGUUUGAACUGAUGGCCUACGCCAACAGCUGCAUCAACCCGCUGGUGUACGGCUUUAUGUCCCGAAGUUUCCGCGACAGCUUCCAGCGGGCGCUGUGCGGACAGAAGUACCUCCUGGGCAUGCGCCGCGACGCGUCCAAGAGCUCUAACAUGACUCAGCUGGCUUCGCUGAGACAGCCCAACGCAGCAGCGAUGGCGUGAGCGGCUGGAGCCAGCAGCGCGGAAGACGAUCGAUAGUCUCCACUCCAAACGGAGUCUCGAGAUCUCACUCAGAGUGCCAUCGCGAGAGGAAAACAACCGGCAGCCAGUCCAGGCGUCGUGCGGGGGACGACGCCUGGACUGCUGGGGCUUCUCGAGUGAGACACCUGUCCGCGGGCGGGCGCCAGGACUGCUGGGCUUCUCAAGUGAGACACCCGUCCACGGGCGGGCGCCAGGACUGCUAGUGUUCUCGAGUGAGACACCUGUCCGCGGGCGGGCGCCAGGACUGCUGGGGCUCUCGAGUGAGGCACAUGUCCGCGGGCAGGCGCCUGGACUGCUGGUGUUUUCGAGUGAGAUACCUGUCCGCGGGCGGGCGUCAGGACUGCUGGGCUUCUCAAGCGAGACACCCGUCCACGG